AUAAUGAAAAAUAGUGUUUUCUUUCAAUUCUCCUAUAAACUCUAAAGGUCAAAAAAUGAAACUGAUAUGAUAUCAUAUUUAAAGAUAUAAAAGCAGAAAUCAAUCAAUAAAGUUAUACAUUAUCACAGUAGGUAUAAUUAUGAAUUAUUUAAUUGCAUUUGUGCUGUUGUUCGCUGUUGCGGCAGGCGAUCGCCACGAUGAUAUCAAAGCAGCUGCCGAAGCAUGCAAUUUGAAUAAGGUUGUCCUUCAAAGUCAAGACAAAGAAAAAAUAGGUGAAACGGUUUUCUGUGUAAACAAGAAAAUUGGUCUCAUGAAUGACGAUGGUAGCCUUAAUGAAAAUGUCUUUAAGUCCGAUGCAAAAUUAUGGAAUUCUGAUGACGCUUUAACUCAAAAAAUCUUCAAUAACUGCAAAGAUUUAAAAGGUGAUACUCCUACCAUUAAGGCGUAUAAUCUAGCCAAGUGUAUUAAAGAAAAUAGAAACUAAAAAUAUGUCUGUUACAGUUAAUACCAUCUGAAAAGAUGUUUGCCAUCAUUUGUGAUAAUAUUAUUUUGGAUCUUUUCUUAUGCUAUUAUAUUAAUUUUGUGAUAUCGUAAUAAAUUUUUAAAAUAAACGUUGCAGUGUA
This is a messenger RNA of Diabrotica virgifera virgifera (western corn rootworm), 623 nucleotides long. RefSeq lists its product as uncharacterized. The record is from RefSeq and is a predicted model, not a curated record. Gene Ontology annotation, molecular function: odorant binding. The transcript has 2 exons. Bases 140 to 484 code for a protein of 114 amino acids. Lineage: Eukaryota; Metazoa; Arthropoda; Insecta; Coleoptera; Chrysomelidae.